GUGAGACGAAAAAAAGCAGCAGAGAAAAAAUAUUAAAAAAAAAAUACAAACAACCUGAUUCUGAGGGUGCUCUUGGCGUGCCCACCAUUAUAGCAUCAAGAUCACAAUCAUGGCCACAGAGCAGCGUAGUCUGAAACAGGACGGUUAUUUGGAUGUGGGCACUAACUGCGAUAGUGGAAGUGGCAGCGAGGCCGAGGCCCGUCCUUCCUUCGAGAUGCGCAACAUUGUCUACCAUUCACAAUUGAAUGUGCUGCUCUUGUUUGGAAUGGAUAAUGUCUUAAAAAUUAUGGAUGUCAAUUCUGGAGUAAUACUGCAGACGCAUCAAUUGGGCUCAAAUGGGAAUGUGGACCUUACAGUGCAUGGACGGUAUAUGCCGCUGCAGGAUAAAAUUCUCUUCUGGGAUGGCCACAAUCUCGGAAUGCGCGGUGAUUAUAAUGGCGUCUUGCUAUUGGAUACCAUACUGCAGGCACCAAUUGGGCAAAACGAUGAUUACAUUAAAUUGGAAAUCAUUUUAUCAGAAGCGAUCAUUUUUCAAAAUUGUAUAAACGAAUUGGAGAGCGAAGGUCUCGAAUGUCCCUGCGAUAUCAGCAACGAGCUGACACAGAAAAUUAAUCAGGCACAGCUAAAUGCUAAGAAAGGCAUCAAAGCCCAGCGUUGGAACACCAUUUGCUUGGAAGUGCCCUAUUCAAGUCUUAAACUUGUGGCCAAUAAUGUAGUUAUUCUGCUGAAACGUUUGGAGCGUCACAUUCCAGUGCUGGCCAUUGCUUCGGCAAUUAAUGAGCGACUUACGGACAUGCUAAUGGGCUCUAGAGUCCCAGAAUUCGGUUGGAACUUUAGUAACUUCCAGCGAGUGUUAAUGCAUUCAGAGGCCGUGCGGCGUCAGACUUUUGAGAAUUGGCCACAUAUGGACUACAAAUGGGCCCUGCCUGAUCAAAUGGCCCAGGCUGGUUUCUAUCAUCAGCCCUCGUCAACCGGGGAAGACAGAGCCAUGUGCUUCACCUGCAAUGUAUGCCUGGUUUGUUGGGAAAAGACUGAUGAACCAUGGAGUGAGCACGAACGCCAUUCUCCACUCUGUCCGUUUGUGAAGGGUGAAUAUACACAGAAUGUGCCACUAUCCAUCACCUAUGCUACCAAUCCCGCGCUUACUUCUCCUGGCCAAGGCUUUGACAUAAUUUCGAAUAGUGAUUAUGCUAAUGUACUCUGCACUUGCAGUUCUCAGACUGGCGAAUUGAGCGUUUGGAGCAUUGAGCGACAUUUGAAACUUAUGUGCAGCUUUCAUGUGCCCACUCUGCUUAAGGAUUGUUUCGAGGAAAGCUUCGAUUGGGCACGCGUUACAGCCAUUUGCGUGCUUCCUAAUGAACGAGCUCGUACUAAAGUUAACUACGUCUACUCCUCGGCCAAUUAUGGAGGCGGAAACGGAGGUGGUGGAGCCGGGGGCUCUGUUAAUGGCAGCAAUCAGAGCAGCGGCAAGUUUUCUCAACAGCAUAUAACCUCCACAUCAACUCUGCGUGCUGGUGUCGUCGGUUCAAAGAUUGUAUUGGGCGUGAGUGUACGUCAGAGCAGCGGCGAGUUGGCUCUACGCAUGGUAGUGCUCAGUAUAAUCGAUGUCGAUAGACAUAGCGAGACAUCAGCCAGUUUAAGCAACGACAGCGGCAGUGUUUCCAGCAGCACCGAAAGCCAAUUAAAGAAGACAUCCUCCCAAAUCGGCACCAGUUCUAGUGAUAGCAAUGUGGUUGUGACCCAAGUGAAUCUCGAAUCAAAAGAUGAUGACAACAAGGCGAUGACACCAUAUGAGAAAUUCGCCGAUGGCUUUGAUAGCAAUGGCUUUGUCUCUGCUCUAAUGACCUAUAAUAAGAAUAGCGGCAUGGGACAGAAUAAUGGAGAUAAUGCCUCUGUUCUCUAUGAUUUUGAUCUCUCCACUUUGUCACAGAUUCUUGACCAUAAUCUAGAAGAUCCAGCCAAUGGCCUAAUGGUAUCCUCGAAUACGGUUAAUGUUAGCCAAAGUUUAAUGGGCAUAAGCAAUGAGAUGGAUAAAUUAAUUAUUGAUGAUUCCCAGCCGAACAACAACAAUAAUAAUAAUAAUAAUAUUGAUUCCAACUCUUUGGGCGGCAGCUCCUUGUCCAAUCACAAUAACAAUAACAAUGCUAUGAACAAUGGCGUCAAUAGCGGGAACGAUAAACCCAGCGAGGAGAUCGAAUGUGUUGUUGAAAGCUGGACCAGUGUGAAACGCAUGAAUCCACUAGAUGGUGCCAAUGGAACGCCCAAAGAUGGUCAGGAGAUUGUAGAAAUUGCUGAAAUUCUACCAACUAGUCCGAAAUGCAAUCAAUUGCUUGUUAAAUUGUUACGCACAAAGGCGCGUGACACGGAGGGCAGUAAAAUCAUAAUGGCCACAGUGGCCAAAGAGGAUGAAGACGCUGAAGAUGAGCAGCAGCAGCAGGACAAUGAUCAAUGCUCCAUGGAUAUAGAUGAAAGCAACGCCGAAUGCAAUGUGGCAGCCGCUCAGUUGCUUCUCUUUGACUAUGAUGAUGCACAGAUUUCCAAUGAUUACACAUUAGCCAUGACUUUCAGUCGCGCCAAAUGCCCUAAACAGCUUUGCAUUCUACCCCAUUAUGUAACCGGGAGCUCCACGUCAAGUAUAACUUCGGAGCAAAAGGAAAUGGGAGCUCUUUGUGUGGUGUGUGCUGAUGGCAGUGUUGAGAUCUAUUCUCUCUCCGACUUCCAGUCAACCACAGUUAUCGAGGAAGAGGGCGAGCACUUUGAAACCGUGGUAUAUUGCCGUAAUCUAGACCGACUGUGCUGUUGCUCUCGACAAGGCGCCAUGCUCUUUUACUCAUUGAGUGAGGGGGACAAUGAUUCCGGCGAUGAACUGCUCGAAAUGGAGGAUGACUGCAGUGCCACAUUAACCCAAGGCAUAACAGAUAUGAGUGUCACCGAUGGUGGCCGCGCAGGAAGCGGUAGAAUUGAACAAGCUGGUAAAUCAGUAAACUCCGCUGAAGCCAUUUCGAUAGAUGUGGGUUCCGACGUGGCUUCGACUUCUGGUCAAAGUGCAAAUGUACAAACAUCUCCUUCGAUUAUAUCUUUGCUGGCCAAUGUCACAAAUUUAUUGGCCUACAAAACCACCGAUUUGUCUCUCGAUGAUUUGCGUGUAUUCUAUGCCCUAACCCAGUUCGAUGACAAGCUAACUGUUUAUUCGGCUGAAGUUCCCAGUUGUUGGAACGACCUGGGGCAAGUGCAGAAGCAACGUAAACAAUCACAAAAUAUGCGUAACGGUGAUGAGCGAGAGUUCACACGCACCUGGAGGCUGCAUAAUGAUGCAACCACCUGGGACGAACAUAUCAUCGAGCUUAAUCUGGCUCAACCUGUCUCACUGGGUCAUAUUGAUUUAAAAUUCACUGUGUAUAAACAGUGCCCAAAUCCCGCGGCCAUACAAGUAACACUUCUGAAGCAGAACACAAAUGGCUUUGGUUAUCGCAUGAAAGGACCUCAUGCCAGCUACAAGCCCAAUGUUACUGAUGAUAAUAUUGAUCUCUCUUAUUUUGCCAAUGAAAAUCCUGUGCUUAGCGAGGAAUAUUUACUAGCCCACAAUGCAGAAGUUCUUGCCGGGCCUAUCGAACUGUCGUCGUGUAUUGAUUUGUGUGAUCAGGGCGGGACUGCCACUCUUACAUCGCCCAAACUCUUUAAAACACGAACACGUAAUUUCUUGCUCCACAUCAAGACCGUGUCGGAUCCUUCAAAGGAUGGGCAAAAUAAAACCAGGGCAGCUUCGUCCUUUACAACGCAAGGCAAGUGUCUACAUCAAGUAGAACGUUUUAUAAAUCGCGAUCAAUAUGCCGAAGGGAAUCAAAUGGCUAAUGCCAUGAAAGUUUUAAAGACAUCCAUAUUGAAAAUAUGUCCCUAUGAUUUAUAUCAAAUGCUAAAAUCAAGAAACAAUUCAUCCAAAUUUUCCCUACCAACAUCACCAUCAUCUUCAUCAUCGGUAGAGCCACAGCCAGCGCCAUCAUCAUCAUCAUCUUCGGCGUCACCACCGCUGACGCCAACUACUGCAGCUUCUCGUCCGUCUGCAGUUCGUAGUGUUGGGCCUGUGGCAGGUUGUGAUUGGUUGCAUGAGAUAUCGAUAAGCGUCCGGGCUGUCAAGUCACAUAGUCGAAUCAGCAAUGGACGCAUCCAGCGUAUAGCUAUGUUGGACAGCAAUGUUCUCCUUGAGCAGCUUUUCCGUAUUGUCAGCGACUCGGCCUCCACGCCAUUGACAAAAAAUAUGGCUCUCGAUGUGCUCAUUUGGAUUUGUUUCAUUCGAUUAAAUCGAUUCCGUUCACCAAAAUCGGAGCGGCUUAAGGAACAGAUUAAUAAACAGACGGCCGCUAAUAUUCCUGAUUUGCUAGCCCAGCAGUUUGAAUGCAUUUCCCUAUCCGAGAAACAUAUUGAACAGCUCUUGCGUAAUUGCAUCAUCUACAGUGAACGCAGCACGGCCCACAAGUGUGUCAAGUUGCUGAUAAUAUUGACAGAGGGAGUGGCCAAUCUUCCAGUUGAACUGCAAAAACAUGCCACUCUGGAUACCAGCAUGAAGACAGCUAUAGCAAACACUUUCCACGAGCUACCGCGAGCACAGUGCGGCAGUGUAGUGCGCUGGUACACCAUGCUUACCUGUGCUACCUCGACGGCCGAGUCACACAAUAGUAUUUCCGAGUAUGCCAUAGGUUUACUCAAGGACAUAGCCAAUGAAAUUGAUAAGCGAUGGGACCCUUAUUGUGCCCUGCUCAGCACACGAUUUGGUCUCUAUGGCUUCCCAUUCGAACCGGAGAUCUUCGAUUUCGAUUUUCCCAAUGCAAAUCGACAAGGCUCAAGCACUCCAGUGGCUCUGACAAAUGUAAUACGAAGCAGUGCGACCAUUUUGCCAGUUACUGGCUUGGAUAUUAAACGGCUUAGUUCAAUAGAUGGCGUCGAUUUCCGCACCUUUCCAUAUUUGAUUCGCGGAAAGAGUAUUAGCAAUCAAUUACGUGGUCUACUCGAAGUAGUGCAACUCCAUUUUAAUUGUGUCCAGACAUCCGAAGCUACACGUAUUGACAACAUUGAUAGCGUGGGUGGUACGAAUUCAGGGGCAAAUGUGGUCAUCGUUGAAGAUGUGAUGAUGAUGCCCAAACUGGCGGCAGCCAGUAAGAAAGAAUUGCUCAAUGAUUUGGUUGACGACGUGGAGUCUUUGGUUGCGGAGAUGACGGAGAACGAUAUGAAAAUGGCAUUUGACACACUAGGAAUGGUCAAUGGAUUCAAGGACAAGGCUUGUAAGACUGAAGCUUUGCUUGCUGACCUGGAAAAUGACAUCAAACAGGAGGUGAAAAACGAUAAGCCAUCGAUGAACAUCUCCAAACUAUUGCCACAGCUGACAAUGUGGAAUAGUUUUAUGCAAAAGAAAUUGGAUAUCUAUGAUGAAUUUGAGAAACCAAUGGAUUCGUGGGAUAUAUCGAUGGCGUCACCGCUUAGUCUUAAUGAAAUGGUGGAGCCGGCAACUCAAGAUGACCAACAGCCGGUUGCAGAUCAAGGUCAGCAGUCGGCCCAGCCAUCCCAGCCAGCCCAAAAACAAGUCAACGCUGCGGUGGGAGUGGCAGGUGGAGAGAGUUUGGUAGAUGAUGCCACAGAAAGCGAGAAGAUAAUGCAAAACUUAAGUGCCAAUCCGUGUCAACCUAUCACAUGGCAUAAGUUGCUCACGCCGCCACCUAAGCAAAUGAUUGUUAUUGAUCGUAUGCAUUCCGGUGCGCGUCGUUUCGUCGUUUUGGAUUUUGGUCAUCAUAUUCUUCUUACCGACCUAGUCAUUCCCGCAUGCGAUGAGCUCACCUCGCUGAGUAUUGAUAUAUGGUGCUUUGAUGAGGAGACAGAUGGCACACGGCUUGUUCAGGUCAGCGACAUACAGACAAAGACGCUGGUCUUGAGUGAUAUGCAACCACCGCCAAUUUGUCGUUAUUUGAAACUAACUAUUAUUGGACGCAUUGGUAUGUCGUCGACGAAAUGCAAAGUGCCAUUGGGACGGUUCUUUGGUCAUCCCGUUGUACUUGAACAUGAUGGCUAUGGAGAUCGGUUAAUGAGGUUUAUAAAACAACCAACAUCGUCCCUGCAGAUGCAGCUCAAAUCACUCAAUGCACUCUAUGAGGAUGUUCAUUGUCGCUACAGAUUGGCCAGCUGUAAGUUAAUGGAAUUACUUACACCCAUGCGUAAUAGUGAACUAUCAAAUGUAGCGCAUUUGCAAGCUUUUAUUAAUAAGCAACGUGACGAAGAAAUUACCGGCUUGGACAACAAUAAUAAAGUUGUGUCUCUGUACGAGGAAUGCAUGCUCCUGCAGUAUCAGAUCAACGUCGUUAGAAAUGUGGUGAUGCGUUUAGAGCGCGCCUUGUCUCCCAAAUAUAUAUCGACUAUGCCACCACCGAACUCCGGCCCGCUUACAGUUGAAACUCUGCGAGCCGCAUCAAGGGAUAAGUUACGUGUGCUGAGUCUUAGCCUGGUCGAGGUUCUUUUGCAUUUCUCGAUUGAGUAUGGCAUAAAGAAUAUUCUGCCAGUUCAUCAACGCUUCAAUGUGAUCACUGCCAAAGCAUUAUUCAAUUCCUUGGUGGUCUAUGGCGAUGCCCAAUUGCAACUAGCCACCUGCUCGCUGCUGGUUCGCAUGUGUUGCUUCCAACCCUGGUGGGGCGAUUUUCUGGCUGACACUUUUUGCAGUCUGUUUUCUGCUCAGAAUUGUAAAGCCUUUCCACAAGAUCGCAUCUUCUUCCUGCUCACCUAUUUGGGUCGUCGAAGUAUUGCCAUGGGCGCCUGUCGCUCCAUUGUCAUUGAUGCUGUACUGAAGACUCUUGUCAAGCUUUUAGCUCCAAUUUCUCCGUACUACAAAUUUCAGACAGAGCAGCCCAGCACAUCGGCAAGUGCAGCUGAACGGAAUGCGGCAAUGGGCACAACUUCAGAUCUGCAAUUAAUUACCUGGUUGCUGCUGUUCCUUUCAGUCUGUCUGGAUGACAAUACUGAACGCAAAGAUAAAUCCGCCGCACGCUGGGACUUUAUGAGCUGUGAGAGUGACUUUACAAAGACGCGUCCAAAUAAUGCGACAAAUAGCAAACAGUUGCGUUGUUUUAAGAAACGUAUGAUUCAAACCAACAAAUACUCAUCCCAGCCGUACACUGAUUGGGGCAAAAAAAUCUAUAUGAUUCAAAACGAACAUCCUGGCAUAUUCAUGGAGUUGUCGACGAAAACUAAAGCUGGCGCCGCGGCGAUUAGCAAGAGCACAUCCACGGGUGGCAAAAUUAAUAUGGUCAGCUAUACAGGCGGAGGAGGAUCUCUUGGGCAGUCAUGCAGCACCGCAGGCAAAUCGACAACCACUUCGUCAUCAUCGCCCAAACAUCCAGAAUUUGGCGGCGGUGGCGACGCAGAUAGCAAUAGUAAUUUUGACAAGGGCCUAAAGACAUUGCGGAUGGCCAAUAUCAAGGUUGUAAUACGUGGCCUCUUUGCUUUGCUUUUGGAAAUGGACUUUGAUUGCAAUAUGGAUCAGUUCUUGCUAACCUGCAAAGUUAUUGCCCGCCUUGUGGCCGCCUGCAGACCCUCGGUUCGCCUAUGCAAAAUUGUGACGAGCGCACAACUAGAACAACUUAUACGUUUGGCUGUAUGGAACGAUCAGCAACAGCCUUGGUCUGUUCACGCUAUCACAUGUCUGCUCCAGGAUCUCUUGGACGCAGACAAGCAAUAUAGAGACAGCGAUGUCACGCCCACCAACGAUGGGCCUCGGACUAUGGAGGCUGCAGUGCAGGAGACGCGUGAACUUUUUGGCGACUAUUCAUCCUCUUCCUCCAACUCUUCUUCCUCCUCAUCUGCUUCCGUGGCACAGCAGUCUGUGCUCUGUAUGCCGACAGCAAGUGAAUUUUAUCAGGAGGCUGUUAAAUACAAUUGUCUGCCAUCGUUGAUUGAAUGUGAUGACGCCGAAUUCGAUGAGAUGCUCAAUGACAUUGACAUGAUUGAACGAACAAAACCUGUGACCAAAAAGGAGAGCAAUGCUCUGUGCAAGAAUACCUUCAAUUUCUUUUGUAAAUCAAUCUCUGUGGCACUUGACACACGCCUGGAUACUGGUCUUGAAUUGCAUGUUGAGACACAGUUGCGUAGACUUACCAAUCGGACAUCACUCGAUCUCUAUUCCUCGUUGCCGCAAGUUUUGACCAACGAGUUUGUUUCCUCACCACCGGAGGCAACAGCCUGGCCAGAGUAUUUAACUCAAUUGUGGUCAGGUUCGGAGUAUACGGGCCGCAAUACCUACGUUAUGUUUAAGAACGUCUUUGAUUCUAUAUUGGCCGAUUUGCAUUAUGAGGAUACUUGGGUGCAUUUGGAACAGGUGCUACAAAUGUGGCUAACAUUGAAUUGUGAGCUGGCAGAGAAGCCGUACACUUCGGGCAUUACCCAAACCGAUAUACCAAAAAUUCCAUUUGGGGCCAAUGCUGUCCAGGGCCUCUUGUUGGCCUUGGCCUGGCAUAAUGACAUCAAGUUACGCACAUGGUCGUUGGGCUUCCAAUGCCUAUUCCUAGCCUGCAAUUCAUUGCCAAUUGGAGAUGAAGUUGCAGAUUGUACACGCAUUAACGAGGUUAUUGUAAACGAUGAAAACUUUGAAAAGAUGUUACUGCGCUUCUUCUCCGGCUACGGCAUGAGCUCCUCCAUUAUUACCAACCGAUGUGCUGGUGCCACCAUUUGUAAGCAUCUGCAUGAACUGCUGCUUUGGUUGCAUAGCAAAAGCGAGAGCAGUGGCGGUCUUAUUCCUUGCAAGCGUCGGUUAAAGGAUAUCCUGCUACAUGUGGUGUUGCAGCUGGUACAACCAGGCGGCGCCAUUAGUAAUCAACAAGGACCGAUUGAUGCUCAAAACCAGCUAGUUCGCGAUCUUCUUUGGAUGCCAAAUGAUAAAGGAGAUCUUAAUAUAGCACUUAAGAUAACAGAGAGUGUUUCUUUCCUGGUGUACAACAACAUAUCAAAUGGCGAGAAAUUGCAAUGCCGUGGCAAUGAAAACAACAAUACGGGCAAUAACUUUAGCAAUUUGUUUGCCAAUGUCCUGGGUUCUGAGAAUCCUAACAAAGCCAAUGCAACCAUUUGUGACAAUUCGUUGAUUAUAAAUCUGCUGAACUUAUGCUCGCACAUGGUGCUGCCUGAGAUGCCUCGGCAGCCAAGUGAGGUAACGAUACCCGAAGAGGAGGAGCUUUCCAAUCAAAGUCAAACGGACGAAACGAAAGCCGAACAGCUCAAUACCGAGGGUCAUCGUAGUAAAGUGCCCUGCAUUGCUGAUUGGGUGCUGCGACAAUUUCCUACAAUGAAGAGACUGUUUGGAGCUCUUUCACAGUGUUCGACUAAUUCAUUUAAGUUGAUGACAUCCAGCGGUUUCUUUUCUGUCAUACCGAAUAUGUUACUAGACAAUCCACAGACAAUAGUGGAUGCGGUUUUCAAUUUGAUGCGUACGCUAAGCGAUAGGGCAUCAAAUCCGCGUCUAGUUGUUGCUCCAAUUUGCCAAUAUCUUGAAGAGACUACUAUACAACGCAAGUCUACACUGCCACGACUGCAGUUAUCGGAGCCAUUCCUCUGGUAUAUCUCUAAUGUCUUGGAAGUAGCGCCAGCUGUACAGAUUUUCACUCAACUCGGUGGCAUACAGAUCAUUUGUCAUAAUCUGGUGCGGCUCAAUAAGACGAUUAUUAAUAUGCAACCGGGCUUGAUUUCACUGAUCAUGCAGCAUAUGACAAGAAAUACGCGUCUUAAGCUCAAUAGUCAUGUGGCCAGCAACAAUACAUGCAAGAAGACCACAACCGGCACAGGCACAUCCACUUCGACGGCAGCUCAACCGCCCCGUAGCGGAGCACAAUAUGAUGGAUUGAUAAAUUUUGCCCCAUUUUCGCACAUUGUAUCAGAGAAUGAUGCAGCUCAAAGCGCAGAAGUUCUGAUCUCCAAUCCUAAUGCGACUCAUAGGCGUCCGCGGUCUCCGGCCUGGAGUUAUAUGUUCUAUCCCAAUGAGUCUCAUGUGGAUUUGACCAUAACUCUGCCAACGGCGAUAUUGUUAAAGGAAGUUCAACUUAUGCCACACACAUCCAGUCUGGCCUCAUGUCCUUCGGCUGUGGCUCUGGAAUUGUCUAGAGACUAUGGACUGGGUUCCAUACCUGUAGGGCCACCGAUGGCCACCACAGGAUUGACAUGUAUUCGACUGAAACUGGCCAAAGCGGAAGUUGCCACCAGCAUUGUGCUUAGGCUUUACAAACCCAAGGACUGUGGCAAUGUUGGGCUUGUACAGAUAGCCGUACUUGGCCAGACAAUUUUCAACAAUCGUACUCAGAACGCCCGUUCGUGUGUCGAUGGAUUGGGUGCGUGUUCCACAACAUUGUCAAGUGCAUCGUUGGCAGCCAUCGAUGCCGAUUCAAUGCUUGAAGACGAUUCGUUUGCCAAGACAAGCAUUGGUUGGGUGCGCAUACUGUCUCGAUGUUUCCAUGUGGCUGCAUUGCAGCCAGAUAGUAAAUUGGCUGAUUUGAUUGCCUCAUCCCCGGCUGCAUAUCCGGGCUUUUUGGAAGCCUGCUGUUCGCUACUCAAUAUUAUGCCCAUGAUUCCAAGUUUGGCACAGCAACAUCUGGAGACUAUUUUACUCAAGCUAGGAGCCUACAAUCACGAGCUGAGUUUGCAACUGUUACGGACUCUUCUGUGGCACACAACGCCGCAAGUAUUUAAACUGUCCAGCGAUGCCGUUUGCGAUUUGAUCCACGAAGUAGUUACCAGCUCUACGGAGCAUUUGUUGGACAAAUUGCGUGUGCUUUUGGACUGGAUAAUGCAGCUACAUGAUAACUAUAGUCAACAGGCAAGAAGUAAUAAUCCGCAGAGCGGAUUCGUCAAAGUCAUUGCAGCGAUUCUUUGGCGUGUUCAACGUCAGCAGCAGUUGCCAGAGCUCCCGCUACUGAUUUCCUCAAAUCUUUUUGAAACCUGCUACGAAUGGAUAACUACUUUGGAGCACGAUGAACCACUUAAAGCCAGUUUUGAUUCAUUGAUUUGCGCCCUGUGCUAUAUUAAGCCGGAACUGUUUAAUCAACUGCUAGUUAAGGUGGGAGUUAAAUUGGAACCGCCGGCACGCCGCCAGACUGAUGACAGCAAAGUGCAGAGUGGCAGUGCGUGGUUCCGCCGCGAAGGCAGUGAGAAUCUUACCAUUUUGUUGGAACGCCCAGCUUUGCUAAAGACGGUAGCCUUGGCCUGUCAGUCUCCAGUGGCUAUUUACCAAAUGCUCGAUUCGGGUUUGCCGAAGUUACUUGCCCAUGCCAUUUAUGAAUAUUGCACACAUUUGCUGCCUAGCACAGAACCUGUAGCAACAGCCUCCUCGGAAGCUUCUGCCCCAGCAUCACCCCCGUCUUCAGCUUCAACUAGCAGCAGUCAAGCGGCGGCAGCACCAGAGGAACCUAGCCCAGAAGAUCCUUCUUCAUCGAUGACAGACUUUGACAAGGCUGAGGCGAAUAUCGCUCAUAGUGCUCCAUUGCUGACUUGUGCAAAUGUGCCCAAAGUAUUGGACUUUUUCUCCGAGUGCUGUGCUGAGGGACCGAUGCGGGAUUGGCUGGGCACCAUGCAGGGUUCCGUGUUCUGGAAACCUCUGCUUCAGCUGCUCUGUAACACACAUUCAACCCCGUUGAGCAAGACCAUGCCCAUGCAGCAAUCCUUUAUCCGUUUGGAACGUUCCACCAUCAACUUUUUCACACGCGUCAGUGCCUGCCAUCCAGCCAACCAGGAAGUCCUCACAUCAUUGCUUAUAGGAGCCAUAAUAUGUAAACCUGUACGCUCUCUAUCCGGCCAUCGGCCUACAAUUUCGGGAUUUACACGCCAAUUGGUGCUACAAUUACUGUUGGAGAACGAACAUAUCACCGUUGCCGUACGCAGCCAACAGCCCCUGCAGCGCAGGGAUACCCUAUCAGCCAUAAUGGGUGGCUCCAAUGGCGGAGCAAGUACCUCCUUGCCAGUGGCCUCUGUGAAUAAUCAUCCAGCAAAGCGGAGUAGUGCCCAUCACAUACUCUUCAAUGUUACCACAAGCACAACAUGCCAGGAGAUCAUGCAAAAUUGUGUUAGCGUAUAUAGUAACUUAGUGUACCAACCUACACCUACAGAUCAACGUGCUGGCGAUGCUUCGGCAGCAAAUUCCAGCAAAUCCGGUGAAGCCGGCAAGCUGGAGAGCAAGAAUAGCUUCAUCAAUUUAAAUAAUAUAGAAUCUGGCAGUAUGGAAUUCCUAACUGUCGGUGCAGCAGUGGCGGCCAAGGAUAAGCGUAUCAAGGAUGCCAAAAAUCAAGCUGCAUCUAUGAAUAAGGAUAAGGAAACCCAAACCUCCAGUGCAGCUAUGAGCGGCAGCUAUAAAGGUGCGUUCAAUAUGCAGGACUAUGUGCUUCAAUCGGCCAAUGCAGUCAAUGGUAAUCAACUAAUAAUAGCCGAGUAUCCGGAUAUUGUGCUGUCAUUGGAUGCCACCAUCUCUCAGGUGUUGGCCACGUUGUUGGACGCGGGCCACUCACUGUCAGCACCGUGUCUUACACUUGAUCUGAUACCGGAAACACCAGAAUCAUCCGAUGAAGUAUCCGAGUCGAGAAAGGUGAAGGCAUCAUGCGUUGAGCCUUUGCCGUCGCCAUUGCAACGCUUUUCCAGUAGCGGUGGACUCUCAUUGUUGGCCCAUUAUUUACCCACCGUUUACCCUGAACAUUCUGGCCGCAAGGCCACUUCUCUGAUAAGUGAAAAGGAAAAGAGCCCGCCUUUAUCCGAUUGGGUUAAGCUGGAGCCAAAUGAGGAGAUUUAUGAAGAUCUAGAGGAUACCAUUUGUGAGCCAACUGCCAAACAGGCAACAGUCAGUUCAGUUCCACAGCAUUCCUUGGCUGCAUUCGGACUAUUCUUGCGUCUUCCGGCCUAUUCAGAUGUACUGCUAAGAGAUAAACUGCGAGCUCAAUGCCUGUUACGAUUAGUCCUUGGCGUUACAGGUGAUGGAGACGGCAACGACAUCUAUAGCUUAUCAUUGGCCCCAUCUUUGCCUACUUUGCCAUUUGAAGUCUUCCGACAACUAUUGGACUGUGUGCCCUUAUCUACUGAUGACGGAAUGUUAUUGCGCCGCGUUGUCAUUGAGGUUGGAGCCAUGCAUUUGGUUCUCAAUUGUCUGGGCAUAUUCUCCCAUCAAUCGCACACCAGUCGCAUUGGAGCGCCAAUCGUUGAACCUUCGACUAGUAGUAGUGGUGGUAGCACUAAUGGCACCGGUGCAGGUGCAGCCAAAGCAAACGGAGCAGAAGAAGCGACGCCCACUGGUGGUGUCACAUCCGAUGAUAAGAGCCAUAUGUAUUGGGCUAAGGGUACAGGCUUUGGCACUGGGUCUACGACACAAUCGUGGAAUGUGGAGCAGGCUCUGCUGCGACAGAAGAGUGAGGAAGAACAUGUCACCGUGUUGCUGUUGGUGUUGGCUAGCUACAUCAAUCCGGGAGAUUGCAUACCCAGCGAUAUGAGUGGCGAAGUUAAUCUCGCCUACCAUGAUGUGCGCGAUGUAACGGGCGAAUUGCCGUCCAUAUUCCAAACUUUGCUGCAGCAAUCUUGUCUUAUACCUGCUUUGAGUUCAUAUCUGCGUAAUGAUUCCGUGCUGGACAUAACCCGACACAUUCCACUAUAUCGUGCCAUAUUAAAGCUGCUGCGCGCUUUGUCAUUGUCCAAGAGUUUAGUUUCGUUGCUUCAGCCGGUGCCGAGCGCCUGUGGUGAAGGUGCUCCACCCAUAGCCGAGCUGCUAAAGAACAUGAAGACCUGCGUGGACACCUAUGCGAAACGACUUAAAGUCAACAAAAAGUCCAACAUAAAGGGUCAAAACCAACAACUUACCUUCAACAUAGACGACGGCGAUGAUGAGGGCCUGGCUCUACUCAUACCAGACAUACAGGAUACAACCAUGUUGGUGCAAAAGACCAUCGAUGCAGAUGCCCUAAUCAAUAUGUUCAAUAGCAACGAGGAGGGCAUUGCCCAAUUGGAACGGCCGUUGAGUAAAUCUAUUGAGCAGCGUUAUUUGGAACUGAUGAAAAAGCGGCAAUUCGAUACAUAUGAUAUGAUUGUAGAGGCCGAUAACAAUAGCUUUAGAUUUGUAGUCUCGUAUCAUUUUGAAAAAAUGGUGCGACUUGCUGGCGAUCGCUAUCAUCCGUCGCGGGUUAAGCGUUUGGCCCAGGAGACGGUUACCCUGUCGACCAGCCUGCCAUUAAGCUUUAGUAGUUCAGUAUUUGUGCGCUGUGAUACGGAUAGACUGGACAUUAUGAAGGUGCUUAUCACUGGACCGGCUGAUACGCCAUAUGCCAAUGGAUGCUUUGAGUUCGAUGUCUUCUUUCCACCAGAUUACCCCAACUUGCCAAUGCUAAUCAAUCUGGAGACCACGGGCCGGCACUCGGUUCGUUUCAAUCCUAACCUCUACAACGAUGGCAAAGUAUGUCUGUCUGUGCUUAACACUUGGCAUGGCCGACCCGAGGAGAAGUGGAACGCGCAGACGUCUAGCUUCCUGCAGGUUCUUGUCUCCAUACAGUCGCUCAUUCUAGUGCCAGAACCUUACUUUAAUGAACCGGGUUUCGAGCGUAGUCGUGGAACACCCAGUGGAACGAACUCUUCGCGAGAGUAUAAUAGCAAUAUCUACCAGGCAUGUGUGCGUUGGGCUAUGCUAGAGCAGAUUCGCAAUCCAAGUCCCUGCUUUAGAGAUGUUAUACAUAAGCAUUUUUGGCUGAAGCGUGAAGAGAUUUGCAAUCAAAUCGAAGGCUGGAUAAAGGAGUUGAGUAAACCGCAGUACACAGAACGUGCCAGUCGCACCAUAUCGUUCAACUCUAUGGUUCUCCGUCGGCACUAUCGGCAUUUGCGUGAGGAACUGGCUAAAUUGAAGCCACCGCGAGGCCUCGAAGACUUGGAUGCACCUUUCAAUCCAGUGGCUACGUUGCCGCCCAUGGAUGUCUCAACCACAGCGGCGACAUCGACAACAAUAAAUGCCCAAGUUGGGACCGAUGAUGCUCUGGUGCCCGAGCUAAAUUUAUUAAAUGACAAUGAUGAUACACCACCGGAUGGUUUUUUCAAGAAUUUUGAGAAGGAGGAAGGAAUGUUGGUUGGCGAAGAGGAAGUAGUCGAAAUUCUCAGUGAUACAGAGAAUGAGAGCAGUGUUUGGCAUGAAAAGGAGGAGGAUAUGUCAUAAAUUUAAUUGUCUAAUGUGAGAUUUUACCCGCCUCCUCCUCCGUAUAUAGAUUAUUAUUUGACGCGUUCAAAUUUUGUAAACGGUCUUUGUAAAAUUUUUAAUUAUUUUUCGGUAUUGUAAGAGACUGUAACAGAAAAACUUGGUGUGCUUUACUUAAUGAAACAAAAUAAUAAUGUCAAAACAUUUUUGAUGUAUAAUGAAAUCCCAACUAUUCGCAUACAUUUUCGCACUGAAUCAUUACAUAAUUACUAAAUACAUAAUAUGUCCUCUCACACACACACACAGACACAUGCAACUAAAUCUAUGUAUGAAAUAUAUCUAUAUAUAUAUAGGUAUAUAUAUUGAA
Molecule: messenger RNA, 15527 nt
Organism: Drosophila willistoni
Lineage: Eukaryota; Metazoa; Arthropoda; Insecta; Diptera; Drosophilidae
Gene: Bruce
Product: baculoviral IAP repeat-containing protein 6
Exons: 31
Coding region: 110-15181 (5023 amino acids)
Biological process (GO): negative regulation of apoptotic process; apoptotic process; regulation of cytokinesis
Cellular component (GO): nucleus
Molecular function (GO): ubiquitin conjugating enzyme activity; cysteine-type endopeptidase inhibitor activity
Source: RefSeq, a predicted model, not a curated record